GCGCGGCGUGACACGCUUGUAGCGGCUCUGUGAUCCGUGCUUCGGUGGUUCAGCGGUACUCAACGGAACAUGUCGUGGCUGUUCGGGCUCAACAAAGGUCAGAGUGGCGCUCCACCGGAGGGUCCGGUUCCGCCCGCUCCUCCUCCGCCGCCCGGCGGGUCUGGCUCGGGUUCCGGUGACAAACCGAAGGACAAAUGGAGCAACUUCGACCCCACCGGGCUGGAGCGAGCGGCGCAGGCGGCCAAAGACCUUGACCAGUCCCGUCAUGCCAAAGAGGCGCUGGAUCUGGCGCGCAUGCAGGAACAAACUGUUCAGAUGGAGCAUCAGAGUAAAAUGAAGGAGUACGAGGCGGCUGUGGAGCAGCUGAAAGGAGAUCAGAUUCGUGUUCAAGCGGAAGAACGCAGAAAAACUCUGCAUGAGGAAACCAAACAGCAUCAGGCGAGAGCUCAAUAUCAGGAUAAACUCGCCCGCCAGCGAUACGACGACCAGCUGCGACAGCAGCAACACCUGAAUGAAGAGAACCUGCGCAGACAAGAGGAGUCGGUCCAGAAACAGGAGGCCAUGAGGAAAGCAACCAUCGAGCACGAGAUGGAACUGCGACACAAGAACGAGAUGCUCCGCGUGGAGGCGGAGUCUAAAGCUCGCGGUCGCGUGGAGAGAGAAAACGCUGACAUCAUCCGUGAACAGAUCCGACUGAAAGCAGCCGAACACAGACAGACGGUUCUGGAGUCUAUACGUACGGCAGGUGCCGUGUUCGGAGAAGGAUUCAGAGCGUUUACAUCAGACUGGGACAAAGUCACGGCGACGGUGGCGGGACUGACGCUGCUGGCGGUGGGCGUUUACUCCGCGCGGAACGCGACCGCUGUGGCCGGGCGAUACAUCGAGGCUCGAUUAGGAAAACCAUCGUUAGUACGAGAAACAUCACGAAUCACUGUGGUUGAAGCGUUAAAGCACCCGGUCAAGAUGGUGAAGCGGUUGAAGAGUAAACCGCAAGACGCGCUCGAGGGAGUCGUGCUCAAUCCGUCUCUGGAAGAGCGCGUUCGUGACAUUGCCAUCGCCACGAGAAACACGCGACAGAAUCGAGGACUGUACCGCAAUAUUCUCAUGUACGGCCCACCGGGGACCGGAAAAACACUCUUCGCCAAGAAGCUGGCGGUGCACUCUGGGAUGGAUUACGCGAUCAUGACUGGCGGUGACGUUGCUCCGAUGGGUCGUGAUGGAGUGACGGCGAUGCACAAAGUGUUUGAUUGGGCGGGAACCAGCGGCCGCGGGCUGCUGCUGUUUGUGGAUGAAGCUGAUGCAUUCCUGCGCAAGAGAUCCACUGAGAAGAUCAGUGAAGAUCUGCGAGCGACUCUAAACGCAUUCCUGUAUCGCACCGGAGAACAGAGUAACAAGUUUAUGUUGGUGUUGGCCAGUAAUCAGCCGGAGCAGUUUGAUUGGGCGAUAAACGACAGAAUCGAUGAGAUUGUGAAUUUCACACUGCCGGGAGUGGAGGAGAGAGAGAGACUCGUGCGGCUGUAUUUCGAUCGAUAUGUGCUGGAGCCCGCCACUGGAGGACGCCAGAGGUUAAAACUGGCUCAGUUUGAUUACGGUUUGAAGUGUUCGGUGAUCGCCAUGCGUGUGGAGGGAAUGUCUGGACGAGAGAUCUCCAAACUAGGAGUCGCCUGGCAGGCGGCGGCAUACUCGUCAGAGGACGGCGUGCUCACGGAGGCGAUGAUCGACGCGCGAGUGGACGACGCAGUCCGUCAGCACCGGCAGAAGAUGGACUGGCUGCACGGCGAGGGCGUUCUGGAUAACGAGGGGCGACCGGUGAAUCCAGAGACUGCCAGUAAAUCCAGUAAGAUCAGCUUCACACCUUCGCUGCAGGCACAGGAAGUGACAUCACCGCAGAAAGCUGAGGGCGGAGCCACAGAGAAGACCACUGACGGCAAACAUGAUGGCACGCCAGUUUAACCGUGUCAAAGUUCAGUGUCUGUAGUAAAAGAAUGAAAGUGAUUAAUCUGUAUGUGUGUCGCGUCUUGUGUCGUAGAUUUACUGAACAGAUGACCGUGUAUUCUGUAAAUUACACUUAAAUCACUCUUAAUAAUCAAAUACUGGAAACAAUGUAGAAAUGUUUUUAUGUCUGACAGUA
This is a messenger RNA of Xyrauchen texanus (razorback sucker), 2131 nucleotides long. Its product is annotated as ATPase family AAA domain-containing protein 3-like. Gene Ontology annotation, cellular component: mitochondrion. The record is from RefSeq and is a predicted model, not a curated record. Gene Ontology annotation, biological process: mitochondrion organization. Gene Ontology annotation, molecular function: ATP hydrolysis activity; ATP binding; zinc ion binding. The coding region runs from base 70 to 1953 and encodes 627 amino acids. The transcript is spliced from 16 exons. Lineage: Eukaryota; Metazoa; Chordata; Actinopteri; Cypriniformes; Catostomidae.